Molecule: messenger RNA, 2865 nt
Organism: Pimephales promelas (fathead minnow)
Lineage: Eukaryota; Metazoa; Chordata; Actinopteri; Cypriniformes; Leuciscidae
Gene: sack1e
Product: scaffolding CK1 anchoring protein E
Biological process (GO): signal transduction
Molecular function (GO): protein kinase binding
Source: RefSeq, a predicted model, not a curated record
CAUUCAAUGUAAAUUGUGAUAAUCGUAAUUAAUAAUCGCAAUUAUAAUUUCAAGGCAAUAAUCGACAAUUAUGAUUUUUGUCAUAAUCGUGCAGCCCUAGUCUGAAAAGAGACCACUAGGUGUUGAGUUCCAGCCUCGCCCCCUUUGACUGAGAGGGAAAGAAGGUCUCAAUCUCUGUUCCCUGGAGAAGACCGGCUCGGCUGGUAGAACCAGUCACGAUAGCGGGUCGGCGACAGAGAUGCACUCUAUGUGUUUACUAGAGACACAAAAAAGGCAGAAAUCUGAUAUCAGCCUUACGAGAGAGAGAUCGAGGGCUGAAGAGUGUUUCUGAACAUGUUUUGGGGAUGUUAGAUGACUUGCUGACUUGGUUGUGCACGAUUCACGAAAGCUAAAAAUGGGCCGAUCGCAGCACUGACUUGUUGCUCACAUUGGCUGGUGACGGGGAGUAAUUCAACACCAGAUUGAGAAUGGGUGGAGAUAGCAGAGAUAUGUCAGAACUUGACGCAAAGAGCCGAUGGACUGAGGGUGUGUGAGAGAGACAGGCACAGGCGGGUGACUGUAUUCUAGGACUUCCGAAAGCCUCCAGGAUCCACAGCAAUGAUUCCUCCAUGGAGUAUCCUGCUUUUCUGACGUAUGGCGGCUAAAAAGAGUUAAAUAGUUUCGAGGCAUGAAGAAGAACCUCAACUAUUUGAAUAAUUCACCGAAAUCCUCCUCCACGAAACUCAGAGGAGCUGACAGUUAUUCUCUACACACCAACAUGCACUUUGUUUGGUAGAAGAAGGAUAUCAUUGGGUUUCAAUCAUGUCAAACUCUCAAGAGCAGAGCCUCAACGAGAACGCCGUCUUCGCUCCGUUGACCGAGUCCAGUCCAGACUUCUUGCACAGCGAGGAAGAGCGCUAUUGUGUGGAGAGCCUGGUGAGCUCCGGUCCUGAGGCCUUCUACACCACUCUCCAGCAGGAACAAGUGGGAUCGUUCUUGUCCACCGGCGAGGUCAACCAGAUCUCCAGCUGGGUCGAGGACUAUCGUGAGAGCGAUGCGGUCCUGGAGGAUGGAAACGGUGAGGUGGAGGUCGGUUCUGAGGGCGACGACUUCUCCGGACAUUAUUUCCCCACAGAGUCUGACACUCCGGCUCCGUGCUUGGAACUCGGAUGGCCGGAAAGGUACAGCUGGAUGGACAUGGGUCGAGUUGAAGUAUACACCAAUCCUCCUGUAGAGCAGGAGGCCUCCAUACGAGUAGUGCUCAGGAGACUCUUACAAGGAGCCACUAGGCUGAUUGCCAUUGUCACAGAUAAAUUGUCGGAUAACGCGGUGAUCGGUGACCUCCGAACCGCUGCAUCCCGAGGGGUCCCGGUGUACAUCAUCCUCAACAGGAGAUCCGCGGAGGAGCACUGCUCAUCGCACCAGCUUCAACAUCCGAACAUCAUGGUGCGCGUUCUCGGAGGUAAAACGUUCCUGACGCGUGACACGAAGAUGGUUGUCGGAGAGCUGAAGAACAACUUUGUGUUGGUGGAUCUGGAGACGGUGAUGAUGGGGAGCUACAGUCUAACCUGGAGCGAUGCUCACCUGCAUCGUCAGCUCGUCACCGUUCUGAGCGGCCCGGUUGUGGAAUCUUUCGAUCGAGAGUUUCGGAUCCUCUAUGCCGCCUCGCUUCCAAUCCCGGAUGCAUGGAAAACUGGAAAACCAGCGACAGAACCCCGAAUACAUAAAAAACCCCUCAACAUAAACAGCAACAAAAUUGAACUUGGCGAGUUCAUCUCCAAUCCCCCGCCUCCUCCUAUUGACAGUGUUCUGGAUUGGGAGGCGAUGGGGGUCAUCCGGAGAUUCACGGACAGUCCACCUGAUGAUGGGGAGUUGCAGUUCUAUCAUCGACCCCUCUUGGACAGACGUCAGGGAGGAUGGGAGCUCCCCUACAAUGACUUUAACAGCAGACUUCUGACUGGGCAUCAGGAGGAGGGCAAGUUCAAUUCAAUGUUUCUGUCAGACUUCAGGCAUCCGGAAUAUCAAAUACAAAGGCGGCAUUACUCUCCAGGAGAAACAGUGAACAGGCAUUCACAGAUGCCUGACAGAACCACGUAUCCUCCGCUGAAUCCUGAAAACGAGGAGAGGUAUCCUGUGUACAAAUCCCGCAACAUGGCAUCAGAGGAAGAGAUGAGACGAGAGCCUUUCCUGAUAAGAGACAUGAUGGCAAACCCAGAAGGAACCACUCAAGCCAAUCUCAAGAAACCAUCAGAUCUUUCCCGGAGCAAGACUUUCAGCACUUUGAGUGACAUUCUCAAACGGGUCAACUCGCGUCGCACUUCUUUAGGACAGACGAGGACAGAAAACCCGACGCCGGGCAUCAGCAAAUCCACACUGGAGCUCAACAUACAUCGUUCAGACACGCCGUCAAACGCUCGAACCACCAACUGUGAUAAUCUGCCUCUGACUCCAGCUCUGGCACUUAUGAAAAAGAGGAACGAUGAAGUCAAGUCUGGACUGUUGAGGAACAUGCCCAGUGUGUUUUCACCGGGAUUCAGACCUUCCAGUUUCAGCCAGCAGAGGGAGCCAUGGAGGCCUCCGUUCAGGAGCCAUAGGAGUGAGGAGGAGCACUGAAGUCAUGCAGGAAACCCCACACAAUGACAUCAACAGUAUUUAAAUAUGUAAAUGUUACUGUAAUAAGCAGGGCUGCGGGUACAAAGGGAGUUAAAUAAAUAUUCAUCAGGAAUGAUGUCACACUUGAAGAAUAAGUCUAUUAAUAUAUGUGAUGGACUCAUGAUGUAUGAACUGUCAUGUUUUCUCAAUGAAAAGGGAAUGUAAAUGUCGACCAUUUAAUAUAUACCUUCAUUUAUAAAAAUCAAAUACCACAAAGAAUAUGAGAGACUGGCU